GUGGCCAUUCAUUCCUCGACGGCGAAUCCUCUUCGUCUGGCCGUAACCACUUCAUCACGCCUCAGCGGCCCGCUCACUCAUCCCAUUGGUAGAAAUGCCCGACUCAGCUCCUGGCCAUGCCGCCCGGCCAGAGGACGCCCAGUGCUACAACUGCGGCGCCUCGGGGCAUUGGGCGAUUGCCUGCCCGGAGCCCACGCGAGAGACCCCAGCCGGCCUCGCGGCUUGGAGAAGCACCAAUAACAUGGGCAAGGGGAGCAACAACAGGGACCAGCACGGCGGGUCCAAGAAGUCCAAGGGCCCCAUCAUCACCAAAUAUGCCCCUCCGCCUCCUCCAGGACCGACGGUGAACAGAUACGGGCCUCCGCCGGGCUAUGGGCAGCCGUCGGGGCCGUACCCCGGAUCGGCUCCCCCGUUUCCUCCACAAUAUCCUCCCCACUCGGCGCCGAUUCCCAACUACGCGCCCAGCUACCCACCACAGAGCUACCCUCCACAACCUUAUCCUCCACCUCCAUACGGAAACCCACCUCACUCAGCUCUUCCCCCUGGGCCUCCUCCAGGACCAUACGGCUUGCCGCCUCAUCCACAUCUCCCGCCUCACCCGUCACAUCCAUCCCACCAACAACGCCCACCUCACCCACCACAUCCACCUCACCAGCCGCACCCACCUCACCCGGCGGGACCUCCAUCCUCAUAUCCUCCGGCAUAUGGUCCUCCUCCGACCACCCAACCGCCUCAGCAAUAUGGAUCUCAGCCGCCCUACGGCUCCUCCUACCCUCAGCCUUACUCCUAUGGAUCACAUCCCCAACCGUCAUACCCUCCGUCAUAUACUCCGCCGCCUGCACCUCCAGCAUAUGGGCUACCCCCUGCUCCGAGACCUGGUCCACCCCCAGGGCCGUCCUCACGUCCACUUUCGGGAUCACCACCCCUCUCUCGUCAUGGUCCUCCAUCAAUAUCAACGUUGCCUGUCCCCGGUAGGAGUCACCCCUCUCUCCCACCAAGACCUCCUCAAAGCAAUCGUAAUGUUCACGAGCCCCCACGAGAUCGCAAUAAAAAGAAGCAUGAUCGCCACAACCGCAACCGGGAUAAUCGACAAAAGAAACCCCCUUCUCAUCCACGACCUCCGGAUCAAAAGGUGGCGGCGCGCAACCAUCGAACUGAUUACGAGGCUCCACAUGCCUCAAACUCCCCCGCUACUCCCCUACCUCAUGAGCAGCCACCGCAAAAGACACCCCCAAAGACGAUCCCCGAAAUUCCCAAGAUUCCCGAGAUUCCUGAAAUCCCCAAAAUUCCCGAGAUUCUGGAAGUCCCUGAAAUUCCCGAAAUCCCUGUAACAGCACCGGGUCAGAAAAGUUACAACGCCGCGGAGCCCCAGGCUGAACCACCAACCAAGGUAGACGGACCUCCCAAAGAUCCAUCCGAGACCGAAGAAGGCGAAUGGGAGGAGAGAGCGCUUCCCAAAGAGCCCGAAGCCACCCAUAUUCCCGACGAGGCUGCAAGGCCUUUGCCAGCAAACCACUCCCCGCAAGUGUUGCUUCCAAGAAAGCGGGAUGCAAACUGCACCGAAUCACAAUUCGUCAAGCCAGGCGAUCUUGAGGAAUAUACCAAACCAAUCUAUGAGAAACCCUACCAUACCGCGAUCCAAUUGGACCCCAUCGCACAGGAUGGCAAGCUAUCGGGUGGCGAUCCUUUACCAAAGGUCCCCAUUGGAGGCACCCAAGUUGACCGGAGCAGCUCUGAGAGUGGAGACGCAAGUGAACAGCGUCGGAAACAUGGGCAUGCCAGGGACCAUACUCCUGAGGACAGACCUUCUAAGCGACAAAGAUCCAACAGCCCCGCAAACCAUAGCCCCGGAAGCACCAGAGACUACGAUAUUCCGGAGAAGCUUCGAGACAGCUUUAGACCUCGAAGGCGAAAAGUACACCGCUCGGAUGACUCCGACAAGCGUAGCACAGAUGUACCUACCACGACGCAUCGACGGACACCAGAUCGAAUGCAGUCGUACGAGCGCGAGCCAAGCCGCAGCAGGUCUCCCUCGUCCAGAAGAUCGUCCGUUUCCAAUGCCUCUUCUGGCCUGGAUUCCCUAGAGGCUGAACUCCUUGGUCGCCCCGACAAAGCAAAGUCCCCCGAAGAUAUCAACAAGCGCCGCCAGUCCAGCGGCAAUAGUAAUAAACCCAAGAAACGUCAGCCCAGGCUCGAUUCGGCGUACAGCCGUCGUUGGUGAAGAACCUGUUCGCCAUUGUGCAACGGGAUAUACAUGCUGCAGGCGCGUCUGGUUAUGAAUUUCUUUUCUCUUCACAGCAUGUACACUGCUGUUUCCAUCCCUUCACGCACACCCUGCGGUCCCUACAUGCUGCAUUUAAUCCCUGUAAAAUGGGCUAAACGUUGAUGCACUUGCUGUGUCAUUUCUUCUCCUUCUAGAGUCAUGACUUGUCUUCAACUCCUUUUCUUACUUGGGACCGGCGCUCAGGUCUUAUAUACUCUCUACCUAUCUUAACGAACGUCACGACCAAUAUGCAUGGCUGGCCUUUAUCAAAUAGCAUUCACGAGGUAUGCGUGAAUAGAUUCUUACUCUUAUCCGCCUCUCACUUGUCCCGCUUCGGGCAUAUCUUCCUACUUGCUCCCUGAUGGCCGUGUCGCGGAGAACUCCGUACUGC
Molecule: messenger RNA, 2654 nt
Organism: Ilyonectria robusta
Lineage: Eukaryota; Fungi; Ascomycota; Sordariomycetes; Hypocreales; Nectriaceae
Exons: 3
Coding region: 95-2221 (708 amino acids)
Molecular function (GO): nucleic acid binding; zinc ion binding
Source: RefSeq, a predicted model, not a curated record